Python bivittatus (Burmese python) is the source of this 750-nucleotide messenger RNA. The record is from RefSeq and is a predicted model, not a curated record. Lineage: Eukaryota; Metazoa; Chordata; Lepidosauria; Squamata; Pythonidae.
UCAGGCGCUCCCAGAAUGCCAGAAGGACGUGUGUGUGCGUUCACAGAGAAGGAAGUCCAGCAAUGGUACAAAGGCUUUAUCAAGGACUGCCCCAGUGGACAGUUAGAUGCAGCCGGAUUUCAGAAAAUCUACAAGCAAUUUUUCCCUUUCGGCGACCCAACCAAGUUUGCAACAUUUGUCUUCAAUGUCUUUGACGAAAACAAAGACGGAAGAAUCGAGUUUUCUGAAUUUAUCCAGGCUCUUUCAGUUACCUCCCGAGGAACUCUGGAUGAGAAACUGCGGUGGGCCUUUAAACUGUAUGACCUGGAUAACGAUGGGUACAUCACAAGAAAUGAGAUGCUGGACAUUGUAGAUGCUAUUUACCAGAUGGUGGGCAACACAGUGGAGCUUCCUGAAGAAGAGAACACGCCGGAGAAGAGGGUGGACCGGAUUUUUGCAAUGAUGGACAAAAACGCUGAUGGGAAAUUAACGUUGCAGGAGUUCCAGGAAGGCUCUAAAGCUGAUCCUUCCAUCGUUCAGGCACUUUCUCUUUAUGACGGACUGGUAUAGUCGCACGUCUGAUGCUUCGGCCCAUUGGAAAGACCUUCUUCCAGUGACAUCCGGCUGCCUCCCCCAACAAGACCCUCGCCUGACGUUACUCUUAUGUUACUCGCCAGCAAAGGAUUCAUUUGGAGUCUGACAUCAGCCUCAAAUCCUUUCUGCUUGGAAUCGUCUCCAUUUACCAAUCGACUGCAUUUAUUUUUAUUUUUU